Molecule: messenger RNA, 1304 nt
Organism: Phialemonium atrogriseum
Lineage: Eukaryota; Fungi; Ascomycota; Sordariomycetes; Cephalothecales; Cephalothecaceae
Exons: 1
Coding region: 124-1014 (296 amino acids)
Biological process (GO): protein phosphorylation
Molecular function (GO): protein kinase activity; ATP binding
Source: RefSeq, a predicted model, not a curated record
GUCUUGUCUUCCAACCUCAGCCUGCAUUGAUCAUCUCUAAUCAACAAACUGGUAUAUAAACCAUCAAAUAAUCGCUGCCCCCUUCCCCUUCCCCGUACCUGGAUUUCGCUAAACCACACAGCAAUGCUAUCGCCAUACAGGCCGGGUGUGACACUCGCUAUUCGAGCCCAUACUCCCCCUCACCCAUUCGGGAGACACUACAGCAACGAAGACACUAUUCGCCAGACUAUCCCCGGUCUCAAGGCUGAAGAUCGGGUUGACCGCCUAGACUUCGCCCUCUCAAACCCUCCGCUCAAGACACCACCCCCUGCACAAGGCACAUCACAUGUUCUCACUCUCCUUAAAAAAAUGGAGCACCGACAAGAGCGAUCCAGUGGUGCGCAUGUGGUCAGUUGCGAUCUCGACUCUGACAAGUCUUGCCGCUACGUAGCCAAGAUCUACGACGGUGUUGAUUAUCCCCUCGUCGACUACAGGGGCUUCGACUACAUGUACCUGGCAGACCAAGACUACAGUUGCGAGGCUGCAGCCUACCAAAGCAUACCAGAGCACCUCCAGGGAUCCACCGUGCCUCGUUAUUUCGGCUCGUGGACCUGCUCUGUCGAAACAGGCAUUCCCGGCCGCCACCGAAGCGCGCGCCUGAUCCUCCUUGAGCAUGUCGAUGGCGAGUGCAUGCUAGACAUGAUCCUGCAUGCAAAAGGCGUGACCAGGGCUUCCGGCGAUAUUACCGCCCCUGUCAACUACCAGCUUCUGCCGCCCGAGCCAAAGCGUCUCGACGUGCUGGCUAAAAUCAUCGAGGCCGAAAUCGAGCUCUUCCAGGCGGGCAUCGUGCAUCGGGACGUUGCGCCGCGGAAUGUCAUCAUCUCAUGUUCCCCAAUGCGCAUCGCCCUUAUCGACUUCAACCUGGCGCGUGUACACAAACACUACGAAUCCGGUCGCAAAUACCUGGCGUCACGGGACCCAAUGCGUUGCCCCCAUCGCCUGUCGAGCGCUACUGGAAUAGCACGAUAUUUAUAGAUUUUGGCGAGUGGAUCCCACCGAGCUGGGUUUUGGAUCCUGAAAUGAAUGCAAGGUUGGAAUGGUUGUGGAAACGCUGGGGAGGGUCCAACAAGUUCGCGCCCCUGUCGGAGGAUUUCCUGAGUACUUACCGAGAUCAUCCCCUUGUCCAGAGACUCCAAGAGGUGUUACAGGUAGCACUGGUCCCUGAUUAGUGUGGAUAACUUGGCCCGUGCUGCACCAGAAAGCAGCCUGCCAUCCGGGCUGGCGACGCGCAACGGGCUGCGCCGCAGGUUAAAACAACCAACGUC